GGUGAUUCAGCCGGCAGAUCAGGAUCAACUAAUCAGGAUAAAGUAAUAUUACCUCCGGGAUCCCGAACCUCAACUCCACAGACAGAAGCUUCAGCGUUGAUGUUUAUGGAAUCUUCUGCCAUGGAGGGUCGGUGGAAGGUGAAGUUUAGGAACGUGGCUCAGAUGUAUUUCCCUCAGACCAGAGUGGAAUGUCGUUAUACCAUCGGCAGUGGACACAGCUGGAGCAGCCGGGACUGGAUCGGCAUCUUCAAGGUUGGAUGGACGUCACUGAGAGACUAUCACACGUACGUUUGGGCUCUCGCUCCUGAAGACUACACAUCUGGCAGAGACGUGAACUGCAGCAUCGUCUUCCAACCGUCCUACCUCCCAGGUCCUGGUGGAACAGAGUACCAGUUUGUGUAUGUAGAUGAGAUGGGCGAGGUUUGUGCCAUGAGUCCUCAGUUUAGCUUCAGUGCUCCUAAACCUCUGGAUGAACUGGUGACUCUGGAGGAGCAAAACAACGGAGAGGAGAAUGAGGGAGAAGAUCUACUGCUGGUGGUGCCAAAAGCUCAGAUACUACAGCAUCACCUCGAGGCCUGCCAGAAGGAACUGACUGAGCUACACAGAACGUUAGAUGAAGCCCACACAGAGGUGGAGAAACAGCAGGAGAGGAACACUAUGGAGAGGACGGAGUUCGAAACCGAGAGAGCUGAUCUGAAGAAGGAGAUCAGAGAGCUGAGAGAGCGACUGACCUCCAGCAUGGAGAAGAUCGAGAACCUGCAGGAGAAAGAGAAGGACGUGCUGAAGUGUCAUGAGAACAUUUCGCUGGAGUUUAGCGGCGUGUUGGCGGAGAGAGCCGAAAAACUACAGAAGAUCAAAGAUCUCGAGGAGGAGCUGACCAACCUCAUGCAGCACAAACAGGAGGCUGAGGUUGAGCUGGACAGGAUGAGAGAGAGAGUGAAGAAGAUGACGGUCCAGAGGAAGGAGGAAGAGGAUGAGAGGAGGAAUCUACUGAUUGAGAGUAAACGCUGUCGGGAGGAACUGCAGGUUCUUCAGGAACGUCUGGAGAACAGCGAUCAGAGUUCAGAGGCGCUCAGGCGAGACCUCAGUGAACUGGGAUCUCUGCAGAGCCAAAACCACACCGAGCUUCACCAGAUCCGCCUGCAGGCAGCUCAGACCGCACUGCAGCUCUCACAGGCUAAUCUGAACCUCCGAGAGGGGCAGGCGGCCUGGGCUAAAGAGCGCGAGAACAUGAGGAAGAACGCUGAGCUGGAUAAGGAGCGCGUGCAGAAACUGAGUCAUGAACUUCAGAAGAAGGAAGAGUGGCUGGAGGAGGAGCGAGCCGAGCGAGAGAAGCUGGAACUGGAGCUCGGAAACGAGAAGGCUUCCAACCGGGAACUGAGGGCGAGUCUCAGAGCCAUGCAGAAGGAGCGAGAGCAGCACCAGCUGGAGAAGCAGGUACAUUUUCACCUGAUUAAUUACCGUGUGUUUACCGUAUCUGUGGGUCUGAGGGGACGUUAUUGGUUCACACAGGAGCUGCUGGAUCACAUCCGAGUCUUACAGCUGCGUAUGGAGAGAGAAACCGACGCCAAAUGGAAUAAAGACGCCACGUCAACCAGCAACAUGAGUUUGGUUAACAGUCACAGCUCAUCACGGCCGCUCCACGAUGAUCAUGAAGAAGCUCCUGAGAUCAAAGGCCUGAUCCAAACAGAGGUAGAGGAUAAAAACGAAGAGGAGCUUCUGAACACGGACUCAGAUCGUGUUCCGGUCCUGCUGGAUCCAAACUCUAACGAGAAGGAACGUUCACUGAUCCAGUCCGAGAUCUAGAAUCAAAUGCUGAGGUAAAUAUGAGGUAUUUUAUACAAUCUGGCGACAUAUUCCAGUACCGGCUGGGCACCCACUAGUGGGCAUGAUUGGCACUGCCUGCAGCAGACAGAAUCAGCCACAGUCUGCUGGGUGAGAAAAGAUGGAACUAAACAGUGGGCGGGGUCUUUGGUGUUGUGUAAGGACCCUGGUUAGUAGCUCGAGGCGCCUGUACAGAAGUGGAGGAACGUGGAGAUCAGCGCGUGACUCUACAUGAGCGAGACCGACCUCACGCACCGAUCCACCGAAGUAUGGGCGAAUAAGAAGGGGUCACGUGUUGGAGGGAGGGCGUGUCAGGAGAAUAUACCCUCCUCAGUACACCAUCGGGUCUUCAGCAGAGGAAGAGGAACUGGCUAUGACUAAACUGGGACAGAAGGGAGAGAAUGCAGAAAUGCUCCAGAGGUGCCUAAUAACGACCCCAGAGUCCUAAAUCUGAUAUUCUCACGCAUAAUAAAUGAUCUAAUUAUUGAUUAGACCCACAGCGCUCGCAUUUACAUUAAAAACCCUCCAAACUAAACAAAGAACUGAUUUAGAAAUUACAGCAGUAUUAAACCUUACAUGCAUGCAUGGAACACUUGUCUCUUACAAGAGUCUCAGGAGUAAAAGAGUAAAAUGAUUCUCGUUUUUAAGACGCACAGUUGAAAAAAUGUCUCAUUUAGCAUGUUUUGUGUUUUUCUUUACCGUGCAGUGAGCUGAUGGUUUCCCCCUGGUGGUGAAACUCGGGAAUAACAAGUACAUACAUGAUGCUGCUUCAUAUACAUCAUCAUCAUCAUCAUCAUGAUGUGCUCUUCACUGCUGUGUGUGUGUGUGUGUGUGUGUUUGUGUGUUUCUAAUCAUGUGACUUUUGAGUGUGAUCACAACGCCUCAGCAAUGACAUACAGGGUGCUAAAACGUAUAAAUCUCUUACGCUGGGUGAUUUUAUUAAUGAUUAAAUUUAAGCUUUAAUGUAUAAGUUUUUUGUAUAAUUUUGCUGUUAAUUAGCAUAAAAUUAAUAUAUUUAAUAUAGUUGUUGAAUAUAUAGUUUUUUUGAAUUUUAUUUUGUAUGCGUGUGUGAAAUUUUCAAUAACAUUCUAUUUUGCCAA
Trichomycterus rosablanca is the source of this 2924-nucleotide messenger RNA. It is a transcript of the gene calcoco1b, whose product is annotated as calcium binding and coiled-coil domain 1b. Gene Ontology annotation, biological process: positive regulation of transcription by RNA polymerase II. Gene Ontology annotation, molecular function: transcription coactivator activity. The coding region runs from base 100 to 1806 and encodes 568 amino acids. The transcript has 12 exons. The record is from RefSeq and is a predicted model, not a curated record. NCBI's taxonomy places the organism in Eukaryota, Metazoa, Chordata, Actinopteri, Siluriformes, Trichomycteridae.